Molecule: messenger RNA, 1849 nt
Organism: Amphibalanus amphitrite
Lineage: Eukaryota; Metazoa; Arthropoda; Thecostraca; Balanomorpha; Balanidae
Product: dnaJ homolog subfamily C member 4-like
Exons: 6
Coding region: 319-1005 (228 amino acids)
Source: RefSeq, a predicted model, not a curated record
UAACUUUUCUCUGGUGGCCUUGGUUUUAUGUGAAUAGUUACUACAUAUGUCAAUGUUAUGAAUUUGUUUUUCUAAAAAUUAUAUUGAGUUAUUGGUAGGUAAAUUGGAUGAAAAACAGAUUUUCAAAGCUAAAAUUUCAUGCAGUAAAAAAGCCCCUCAGAAUUACAUAAGAUUGCUAUUGUUUUAUCUCAAUCUGCGAUGCUACCUAUUGAUCUCAUUUUUCUCAAACAAUAGAGAUGUAACGGUAUCCAUCUGCUUCCUACUUUUGGAUGAGUGCAUAUAAUGAGAAAUAAGCUAUUUUGAAAAUUAACGUAGGUAAUGGACGGUAUUACAAGAUUAUCAAGUUGUAGCACAUUGCUAAGAAGGUGUUCAGGUUCAUAUAUCUGCCAGCAACUGAGAUUUAGAAGUAGAACUCACUAUGAAGUACUGGGAGUUUCAAAAACAUGCAGCACAAAAGACAUUCGAGAAGCAUACAUGACCCUGUCUAAAAAGCUGCAUCCGGACGUAUCUCCGGGGAGUCACAGCGAGUUCGUCCUGCUGAACGAGGCGUACCAGACGCUCAGCCGCCGCCAGGCGCGCGCUCUCUACGACGCCAGCCUGCUGCGCCCGACGACGGCAGCGCCGCCACCCGGGCAGAGCUGGAAACGAUACGGCGACGUCGAGUCGACACACGACCGAGUGUUCACUGACGACACCAUCUGGGGCAUGAGGGACCGCAGCAAGGACAGCGAGUUCAGCGACAAGCCCUAUUACGGCAUCCGCGGGGUGAAGCGGCUCUCCAACGGUCCCAUCGCCGUGUUCUGCCUGCUCUUCAUGGUGCUGGGCAUCUUCAUACACGUGACGGCAAUCAGAGCCUCCCACCAGAGUGCGAUGGCGUACAUCGAUGAGAAAAAUCGACGCAUCUACGCUACUUACUCAGACGCCAAGAGCAAGGCAAUGGAUCCCAAGGAUAAAACCAAGGUCGAAAGUUUCCUUAAGUCUUUAAAGGCAGAUGCUGUUGAGUAAUAUGCUCAUAUGAUCUUGAUUAGGUUAAAGCCUAAAGGCAUUCGUGAAAUGUCUUUGCUACGGUGAAAAUAUUGUUAUUUUUGUGUACUGAAUAGGUGUAGGCACCACACUAAGUAAAUAAUAGGGAAGUAGGGAUGUUACAGUUGGGAUACUGCAGUGCGACUGAGAUAUCAUGGAAGGAAUCCUUUGAUUGCCUGUCGUCUCAGAUCGAACAUUGAUAUAUGAAAGCAAUUUUGAGCACACCGUUGAAACCAAGUAGUUCAUCCAUUGGUCAGAUCUGUCCGUAACUAUACUAACACGGUAAUUAUAUUCAUACGAGUGCUAUGAUAGGUUUAUCUUGCCUUGUGAGAGGUUCGAGCUGUUAUAAGCGAAUCGAUAUCCAAUCAUCAGAUAUUUAGUUAUCUAUUGGUGUAAAGGGCACAUUGACGAUUAGAAAGCAUUUUACGUCAGGAAAGGGAUUGAAUGAAGGUCUUGCCACAAAGCUGAAGUCUCUAGGAGGUCUACAAUGUCAGACUGAAUGUGCAGGGAGCGAGUGGAUGCAGUGGUUGCCUGAAUAAUGUCAGAGUUUUUAGUGAUGGAAUACGUGAUGAAAUGUGUGCGGCUGUGAUGCAAAGGGUUUACCUUUAGGUCGACAAGAAUCACAGUCUUAGUUGGGUACCGUACCACUGUACCAUUUGGACGAUAGUCGAUAGCGAUGCGCCGGAAGCCUGAAUUGUGGCAACAGUCGGGUUGUCUAAUGUCUAUGGCUGGUUCAGUUGCUGUCUUGCAGGCGUUUAGUAUGAAUGUCGGUGGUGACCGGAUGUGUAUUGUUUAGAAAACAAAUAAAUGAUGGGAGUCAUGUUGA